UCAAUCACAAAUUUAGAGUUAGGGAUUUUUAUCUGGAUCGGACAUACAGGAUUAAUUUCCGUGUAAAUUCAUUGUGCGUUCGGGUCUACAUAUUUUCUUUAUUAAAUAACAUGCUAUAUAAAUGGUAAAUGAUAAGAAAAAAUUGUAAAAAGGGAAAUAGGUAGAGGAGUCCUUAAGAAAAUGGCAACAGGAGGAACACACCCAGCUGCACUUUAUGAACAGAAUAUUAAACUACAAGAGGAGAUCGAAGAGUUGAAACGUACGGCAGGCACAGAUACCAGAAAUGUUAUAAACAGAACGCCUUCGUGCAAUACAAUAUGUACAACAUUUGUUAAAAAGACGCUACUGAAAGCUUUGGUGAUUGUCCUAGUGGCUACCUGUGUGCUAACUGUGUAUCUGGUGACCGAGAAACGUCAAGAAAGUGCAUUACAAUCUCUCGUAACCGCAGUUUCUUCUCCAAAGGCAGCGAUGUCGGGCGUUUCAGGGGGAAGUUUACCAUUCGGCGCUCAGAACGUUGGAGGCGCAGGUAUGGGUCAAGACUACCGGCUAAAUAAUUGUCAAGGGUUCAGAAAUAAAGAAUAUUUUCCAGACGUUGGCUAUUCUCUACUAGGCUAUAAUGUACUAAAAGGCUUCCCGCUUGCAAAUCGCCACGAUCCUGGCUUCACGUACCCAAUAUUUCGGCACGAUUACACUUCUGGUGGCAUGACCGCCGAUUGCCGGUACAGUGUACCACGUGGCCUUAUGAUUAUCCCGGAUGUCUCUUGUGUAACUUCGUUUUCAUCAAUAGUAAUACAAACGAAAUAUGAGUUUUCAAAGGCAUUGUCAGUUUCCGCUAGUGUUAGCGGAGGUGGAUGAGGAGUGAGUUUCUCUGCAAGUACAGGAUACAAGGAAUCAUCGUCAGAAAUAUCGUCUGGUGAAUCAGUCUAUAUUAUGUCUUCUGCUAAUUGUAACUAUUAUUUCAGUAAGCUGAUAACAGAAGAGGUUCCGAAAUUUGAUAGCGUCUUUAUCAAAUGGAUUCACAAACUGAAUGAAACGGAUUUGGAUCCCAAACUGUACUUCGAAUUUUUUGAGACAUACGGGACACACUUUCCAACUGAAGUUACAUUUGGGGCAAGAUAUACAUACGAACAUAAAAUGUCGUCUUCUAAGUACGAAAGCGAAAGGAAAAGUGGUGUAAAUGUUGCUGUCCAAGCAAGCUACUCAGGUUUGUUUAGUGUAGGCGCCAGUUUCAAUCUAGAUUCCGAGCAAAGACAAGCCGCGUCCAAUUUCUCGAAAUCAGUCGAAACCAAAACAAUAACCGUUGGCGCAGCACCACCUGCAAAUGGUGAUGCUAUGGUAUGGGCAUCGGAGGUGAAAGCCAGCCCAGUGCCAACAGCAUAUGAAUUAUCGUCGAUAGAGCUUCUGUUUACUGAUAGGUACAUGAAAAAUCUGAAUGUAAACUACGAACGUAUUCGUAAUAACAUAGAGACCAAGAAACACGAGUAUUGUCUAUAUCUUCUAAGGCAAGGAAAGAUUGAAUCAUGUGACAGUCUGGUUGCAGGAAUUGAGCUUGUUAAAACCAGGUUAUUUGGUCAUUAUAAAGAAAUGCAGGUUGCUCUGAGUACGAAAUGCAUCGAGAAAUGUCUGGACGAAAUUCAGUGUGUAGCAGUAACGUUUUGCCAUAUUUGCACAGUUGACAGUUAUUCAUACAAUACGUGUUACAUGUAUAGUGAAAUAGAGUAUCAAACUUACGCAGAGCAUACGGAAACUGAAGACUCGAUUUGGCAAAGCAACAUAUUUCCAGAAAAACUUAGGUCGCAGAUUGAGUUUAACAAUACAGCUAUUGUCGGAGUACCGCGAGGCUACGAAAAUGAUAGAGACAAAAAUGCAAGCUUGGAAGAAUGCCAUCUACUUUGCCUUAAGGAUGCCCACUGCGUUGCAUACACGCACUGCGACUGCCCUAAAAACAUUGUAAAAUGUAAUAUGUACAGCAAGGGGCGAAUAUCAGGCCUGGAAAAUGAACCGGACACAAAAUCAUUUUUUAUUUCUAGCCACCAGAAUAUCUUAAAAUCUACCCCGGCUUCAACAUUUUCGGAAAGUACAGCAUCAAAUGCAACACAGGGCAUCAGUGUUUAGGAAACAUAAACUUAUAUUGACAUGUUAAAGAUUGAAAACUCUUCCUAGAGAAUUAUUAUACAAUGAACGUUUUUGUGUGUUUUAAUUUAUGAUUUUCUCAUUUGUACAUUUGUAAAAGAUAUAAAAUUUUUAAUGUUGUAAAUAUUUUCAAAUUUUACUAGUAUGUAUUCCGUGUAUGAGAAUAAGAUAUACAUAUCAAGUUUCUUUCUUUAUUGGUCUGAGGGCGAGUGUAAAAAAUGAAACAUUACAAUAAUUCUAAGAUGAUUUUCACGUCUGCUAGCAUAACUUUGCAAGAUAUCAAUAAUAUAUUUAUUAGAUUUUCAAUUUGAAUGUCUUGUUAAACUUUCUAUAGUCAAUAAAUCUCUUACCCUAGCUCA
Mercenaria mercenaria is the source of this 2492-nucleotide messenger RNA. RefSeq lists its product as uncharacterized. The record is from RefSeq and is a predicted model, not a curated record. Bases 181 to 855 code for a protein of 224 amino acids. The transcript is spliced from 5 exons. Lineage: Eukaryota; Metazoa; Mollusca; Bivalvia; Venerida; Veneridae.